Molecule: messenger RNA, 1911 nt
Organism: Coregonus sp. 'balchen'
Lineage: Eukaryota; Metazoa; Chordata; Actinopteri; Salmoniformes; Salmonidae
Source: the annotation of a GenBank genome assembly
AUGAGCCUAGGCAACUUGGGGUCAGACUCACGUUGUCGCUGUAUCCAGACGGAGGGACGUCGGAUUGGUAAACUCAUCGAGAAGGUGGGGAUAUUCCCUCCCAGCUCGCACUGCAAAGACACUGAGAUCAUGUGAGUUCAGACUACCGACCCAUCUCACUAGCUAACACGCUGACCCUAAAAUAUGACUAUUAUACACUGAGCAUACAAAACAUUAAAAACACUUGUUCUUUCCAUGACAUAGACUGGCCAGUUGAAUCCAGGUGAAAGCUAUGAUCCCUUAUUGAUGUCACUUGUUAAAUCCACUUCAAUCAGUGUAGAUAAAGGGGAGGAGACAGGUUAACCCUUUUAAGACCCCUUAAAAAAAUAUUUUAACAAAAUAUUGGAUGAAACAUUGAAUUUGGCAUUACUGUUAUUAGCCAACAGAAACACAUUGAGUAACAGAUUCACUACAUGGAACAACAUAUAGUCCAAAAGAAAAUCAAAAGGAAGUUUGUUCUGAAGUGUCUGUCCUAUAUCUAAAAGAUAUAAGAAAGAUCAGGAAACUCUUUUUUCACAUUUAUUCAUCCCCUUAUUUUAGGCAAUAAAUUAUCUCCAUAUAUACUUCCAUUUAAACUGGUAACAGGGACCUUCAGAUGAGUCUUGUGAGGCUUGUGGAGAAAACCCGCUUAUUCAUGAGAGUCUCACCUUUCCACAGAGGGCUCAUAUUAGUGUGUAGUCCAAACCGUACGGACGCUACAGACAGAAGUUGGCAGAAGAGGCUGUACCGACUUCAGACUUGUGGGCGUCCUAGAGCAAAACUUGAGGCUUGUGGGCGUCCUAGAGUAAAACCAUCAUAUUCGUGAGAGUCUCAGCUUUCAAUAGAGGGGUCAUAAUAGUUUGUAGGCCAAACCGUUAGACGUUUUUGUGAGAAGACCGAUUAUCGCGAUGUCUCAUGUUCUGACAAACACCUCUCUAACUCUGCCACCUUUCACCACAGAUAGGGAAGGGCGUGAUCGGCGGAUGCGGUGGAUUGAGACGCAGCCCAUGCAAAAAAAACACAUAUCUCUAGUCUAAACAGAUGGAUUUUGAUGGGGAUAUUUUAUUAUGUUAAUUAGAUUUCCACAGGGGUGCGACCAUUGUAGGCCAUGGGUUAAAUAAGGAUUUUGAAGCCUUGAUACAAUUGAGACAUGGAUUGUGUAUGUGUUCCAUUCAGAGGGUGAAUGGGCAAGACAAAAGAUUGAAGUGCCUUUUAUACGGGGUAUGGUAGUAGGUGCCAGGUGCACCGGUUUGUGUCAAGAACUGCAACGCUGCUGGGUUUUUCACGCUCAACAGUUUCCCGUGUGUAUCAACAAUGGUCCACCACCCAAAGGACAUUCAGCCAACUUGACACAACUGUGGGAAGCAUUGGAGUCAACAUGGGCCAGCAUACCUGUGGAAUGCACAACUCAAUAUUAGGAAGGUGUUCCUAAUGUUGACUCCAAUGGUAUAUAAGUUGAUGUUGAUAUGGCUUUUAAAUCAUGUUGAUGUCGGCUAUGGCCAUUUUAUAUUAAUCUUAUUUAAUUAAGUUAGUGCUGACUAAAGUAUGGCUAACAUGUAAUGUUGACUAUCUUAAAUGAUUAUUAGUUAGUUGAGUUAUAACACUAACACUGACUCUAAAAUAUGGUUAUUAUACGAUGUUCACAUUCAGAUAUUUAUCUUAAAUUAUUCUAUGUGAGUCCUUGCUUACUACCUCCUAUUUCAUUUACAAAAGCUGAUUUAGCUCUAGGUUGUGAUAAUGUUAGUUCCAGGUUGUGGUAAUGUUAGUUCUGUUUCUGACUGUGCUGUGUGCCUGUCUUGCAGAGCCACUCUGAAGGGGAGCAGUAAGGAGAUUUGUUUGGACAUCAGCGCUCCCUGGAUCAAGAAGUUCAUUGAGAAGAUGCUGGCCAAGUAA